UCAAGGGUUUUGUGGGGUUUUUCAUUACGCCUCUUCUGCCUCCUCCUCCUCCAUUGUUGUUCCUUUUUUGAAGAUUUUGUAAGCAUGGUUUUAUCAAACAAGAAACUAAAGCAAAUUCUAAGAGCCCUUCCAUCAAAAGAAGAAUCUCAGCCCAAUAUCAAUAAUGACCCACAAACCCCCCAUCAAAUUUUAGCAACCCAGAAACCCAUUUUAACUAAAAGAGAAAUCCGCCGCCGCCGAAAAGUUGAAACCCCCCAAAAUCUUGAAAAAAGUUUGGAUCUUGAAAAGAAAGAAAGUGAAAGUAAAGAUGGUGGAUUGAAAGAAAUUAACAAUAAGAAGAGAAAGAGAGAGAAAGAUGAGGACUUGGGUGAAAAAAAGACAAGCAAAAAGAAAAAUAAGAAAAAGAAGACUAAGAAAAAGAAGGUGAAGGUGGAAGAGAGUGUGAAAAAAGAAAAUGUUGAAAAUGAAGAGAAAGGUAAGGUGGAGGUGAAAAAGGAAAUUGUUAAAAGUGAAGAGCAAGUUAAGGUGAAGAUGGAGGUGGAAGAGAGUGUGAAAAAUGAAUUUGUUGAAAGUGAAGAGCAAGUUAAGGUUAAGGUGGAGGAAAUUCCAACUCAAAUUAGUAAAGAAGAUGAAAGUAUUUCUACGAAGAUAUAUGUUGGAGGCAUUCCAUACUACUCAACUGUGGAUGAUAUUCGGAGUUUCUUUGAAGGUUGUGGCAGCAUAACUGAAAUAGACUGUCUCAAGUUUCCUGAGACCGGGAAGUUCAAUGGGAUUGCCAUGAUAAGUUUUCGGACUGAUGCUGCAGCAAAGAGAGCGUUGACACUUGAUGGUUCAGAUAUGGGUGGACUGUUACUCAAGGUUCAACCAUAUAAGGCUAACAGAGAGAAAAAAGUUUCCGACUUUGCUCCUGCAAUGUUGGAUGGCUACAACAGGAUCUAUGUAGGAAAUUUGUCAUGGGAUAUGACUGAAGACGAUUUAAAGAAAUUCUUUUCAGAUUGCAGUAUAUCUUCUAUUCGCCUUGGCAAGGACAAAGAAACAGGGGAAUUCCGAGGUUUUGCCCAUGUGGAUUUUUCCGACAGUUUGUCUUUAACAAUGGCAUUAAAAUUGGAUCAAAAACUUCUUUCUGGGAGACCUGUGAGAGUUAGGUGUGCGGUCCCACCAAAAUCAGCUAACCCAAGCUCAAAAUCAGACUCCACUGCCGGUAAAAAUGAGGGCACUGCUAAAUUUGUGCAUGUGGGUGCAAGCGGUGAUAUGGUUGUUGAUGAUGCAGCACGAAAAGCAAAGAGGCAAACAUGCUACGAGUGCGGUGAAAAGGGCCAUCAUUCUUCAUCAUGCCCAAACAAAAAGGCUGCUGAUAUGUCACACACAGAUAGCAAAACUAAUGAUAUAGCGUUUUAUAAAGAGAAUGAUGCCAUUGGUGAUGGCAUGCUGAAAAGGAGGACAUGCUAUGAGUGUGGUGAAAAGGGUCAUCUUUCUUCAUCUUGCCCAAAUAAAAAGGCUGCAAAUGUGGCAUACACAAGUUACAGAACUGAUGACAUGGUAUUUAACAAUGAGACAGAGGAGGCUGAUCACACCAGUGAUGGUAAGCUUAAAAGGAGGUCCUGCUAUGAGUGUGGUGAAAAGGGACACCUUUCUUCAUCUUGCCCGAAAAAGCAAGCUACUGAUGUGGCAAACACGGGUAGGGGAACUUUUGCUUCUGUGGUUGCUGCCGAUAUUAAUGGGAAUGACUACAAUAUGGUCAAUUCUGUUAGUGACGGUAAGCUACGGAGGAGAACAUGCUAUGAAUGUGGUGAAAGAGGUCAUCUAUCGUCAGCAUGCCCAAAGAAACCAGCUGCUGGUGAGGUAAAUACAAUAAAGGAACCUAAUGACGAUGUAGUUAAGAAAGCUGAGCUGAUGGUUGUUGGCAAGGAUGUUGGUGAUAAUAUGGCGAGUUCCAUUAGUGAUGGUAAGCUAAGGAGGAGGACAUGCUAUGAAUGUGGUGAACGGGGUCAUCUAUCAUCACUAUGCCCAAAGAAACAAGCUGCUGAUGUGGCGAAUGUAAAGAACGUUAAUGACAUAAAGGUUGAGAAAGCUAAUGUUGUCAUUGUUGGCAAGGAAGCUGGUGAUGGUAUGGAAAGUUCUGUUAGUGAAGGUAAGCUAAGAAGGAGGACAUGUUAUGAAUGUGGUGAAAGGGGUCAUGUAUCAUCAUUAUGCCCAAUUAAACAAGCUGCUGAUGUGGCAAAUUCAAGCAAGGAUGAUGAUGCCAUGGAAGUUGAAAUGGUUGAGGUGGUUAAAACUACGUCGGUGGCUUCUGUUAGCAGUGGUAAGAUAAAGAGGAGGAUUUGUUAUGAGUGUGGUUUGAAAGGUCAUCUUUCGUCAUUGUGUCCCAACAAAUUACAAACUGGUUUGACGGCGUAGUCAAGUUUUGAUAUCGGGUUUGAACCUUGGGGUGCGAUGGUGGACAACCAUGUUUCAGUCUAGGCUGUGAGGUUAUAAGUUUGACUUCCUGAAUUCAUUUUGACUAUGGUGCAUAACAUGCUUCAUUGUUUUUGGUACUUGGCUAAUUGUGGUUGGUUCAUCUUGAGUUGAUUGGGUUCUUGCAGCACGGAACAGAACAUGAGAACAAUAGUUCGUUCGCCAAAACUUGAUAUGCUGCCAAAUAUUUGUGAUAGCUAAUGGACACAAAUUAUGUUAGAAUGUGAUACUUGCCUGAUGAAUCAUGAACUUAUCACAUACUUAUGGAAAUUGAAGUAGAUCAUUAUAUUUUGUUUGGCUAGCCAUUAUCUCCUCUUGUUGUAUACUAAAUUCAUAAUGUUGUUCAGUUUUGUAGUUGAUUUUAUGAGAUCAUAAACAAGUAGAGUGCAGAAAGUUGACUUUUGGUAUACCUUUUUCUCCCUUUGUUUGACAAAGUCAAAAUGAUUAACAUAUGUCUUAGAUUCGUU
Messenger RNA from Erigeron canadensis, 2921 nucleotides. RefSeq names its product phragmoplastin interacting protein 1. Gene Ontology annotation, molecular function: RNA binding; zinc ion binding. The transcript has 5 exons. Bases 85 to 2397 code for a protein of 770 amino acids. The record is from RefSeq and is a predicted model, not a curated record. NCBI's taxonomy places the organism in Eukaryota, Viridiplantae, Streptophyta, Magnoliopsida, Asterales, Asteraceae.